Macrosiphum euphorbiae (potato aphid) is the source of this 1506-nucleotide messenger RNA. The record is from the annotation of a GenBank genome assembly. NCBI's taxonomy places the organism in Eukaryota, Metazoa, Arthropoda, Insecta, Hemiptera, Aphididae.
AUGCUACGCAUAUCAAAUUUCAGCAAACGACAGUGGUUGACGUUAAUCGUUUUCAGUAUCGCCGACUUUUGUAACGCCAUCUGCGUAUCGUUGCAGGCUCCGUUCUAUCCGCAAGAGGCUGAAAAGAAAGGAGCCACUGCAACCGAAUAUGGUUUGGUAUUCGGUAUUUUUGAACUGGUCGUGUUUUUAAUCAGUCCCGUUUAUGGAAAACACUUGAAUAGGAUCGGACCCAAAUAUCUGUUCAAUGGAGGAAUAUUCACGACAGGAGUAUGUGCAAUUUUAUUUGGAUUUUUGGACAGGGUGGAAGGUCAUUACCCAUUCAUCAUAUUAUCAUUCGUCAUACGUAUCGUCGAAGCGAUGGGAAAUGCGGCAUUUUUGACAGCCAGUUUUGCCAUCAUUGCUAUGGAGUUUCCGGACAACGUGGCCACCACAUUUGCUUCUCUUGAGACAUUUUUCGGACUUGGGCUGAUUGUUGGACCAACCGUUGGCGGAGCUUUGUAUCAAGUCGGAGGCUUUGUAACUCCAUUUUUAGUUUUGGGUUCUACGCUAUUCCUUUCGGCUGUCAUGACUGCGUUUGUAUUACCCGACCACCCGAAUCGUAGAAAUGACGUUACUAGUGAUGCUAGUCUGUUGAAAGUAUUGAAAAUUCCUGGUAUAAUGUUAGCGGCCGCUAGUAUUAUCGUGACGUCUAUGAGCAUUGGGUUCUUGUCGGCCACCUUGGAACCACAUCUCAGACAAUUUAAUUUGUCUCCAAUGGUCUUGGGGCUGAUGUUCGUUAUAAACGGUGGAACUUAUGCAUUGACGGCGCCCUGGUGGGGUUGGCUAUGCGACAAAGUGGUGCCCGCCAAGGUCGUCACGUUGCUGGGUUGCAUCAUACUCAUGAUCGGAUUCAGUCUUAUCGGCCCGGUACCGUUCAUCGGAGGACCGACAAAAUUCUCCGUCACCAUACUAGGUCUGGUGAUGCACGGAAUGGGAAUUGGCGCACAACUUGUUGCAUCGUUCACCGACGCUCUGCGGACCGCCAUUCAACACGGGUUUGCCAAUAACCUUGAAACUUACGGUCUGAUAUCGGGACUUUGGACUUCCACUUUUGCACUCGGAGCUUUUAUCGGUCCUUCCAUUGCUGGUGUGCUGUACGAUAUAGUAGGAUUCGGUGCAGCUACUUUAUUUGUUAUCGUCUUAUCUGCUGUUGUGGGUGUGGCCGUAGCGCUGUUCUUGAUAUUCUCCCGGCCUCCCAGGCUGGCCAAGGACGUGCACAGUCUGGACAACCUGAUGGACCCGCUGGUCAAGUCCGUGACUGAGAACGGUGGAGGGUACAACGGACACAUGACCUCAGCGCUCACGUGCCCUGUGCCACCGGAACGGCCGCCCGGCAUGGACGGCAUAAUCGCGUGCAGCAGCUACAAGAAUCGGUUGGGCACGUGGAACCGGAAGGAGAGCGAACUGGUCAUCGGCAGUCAAAUCGGCAACAGCUACGCCGACGAGACCAGAGGUCUGCUGGGCUGA